Messenger RNA from Lolium perenne, 669 nucleotides. RefSeq lists its product as uncharacterized. The record is from RefSeq and is a predicted model, not a curated record. Lineage: Eukaryota; Viridiplantae; Streptophyta; Magnoliopsida; Poales; Poaceae.
ACUGAUAGGUGGGUCCUGCACCAGAGACCCUCAAGUUAGAAAACCAUCGUGCACAGUGCACUACGCAAACUGCUUAUAAAAGAGGGGCCUGGACAACUGGUUCUUGGCAAAACCAGAAGUAAGCAAGCAAAAGCAGUAGCGACUAGCAACAAUGGAGAGACGUAGCAGCAUCAGUGCGAGCCUUGCUCUUGGCCUUCUGCUCGCCACCACCGUUGCUUGCUAUGGUGCCAGGGACAUCCCUGCAGCUGAGCCCAAGCCCUACCAUCCCCAGAACGUCUUUGGGUUUGGUGGCUUCUACCCUGGCCCGUCGGUCAACUGGGUGUUUCCAGGGCCAAACGGCGUCACGCCACAGGUAGGCUUCGGCGGGAUGCCGGGCUCCAGCUCCUUCCCUGGCAUUGGUGGCUCGCCAUUGACACCUGGUGGCGCUGACGCGGUCGGCAUUCAUGCUGCUGCCAAUCCCUGAUUGUGUUGCUGUCUUGGUGUCUUAGGGUUUAAGGUUCUGCUUGUUAGUGCUAUGCAGGUAGAUGUCACUGUGGUAGUAGCGUAAGUUUCUGGUUGCUCUAGUUGGUGUGUGUUGUUUGCAAGGGAUCUAUGGUGUCCUGUGUCUGUAAAAGACUUUGUUCUUGGCUGCCUAUUAUUUAGACUUACGAUCUUGUCUUCUUCUUAAAA